Gavialis gangeticus (Gharial) is the source of this 1791-nucleotide messenger RNA. It is a transcript of the gene ALG10, whose product is annotated as ALG10B, alpha-1,2-glucosyltransferase. Bases 295 to 1539 code for a protein of 414 amino acids. Lineage: Eukaryota; Metazoa; Chordata; Crocodylia; Gavialidae. Gene Ontology annotation, biological process: protein N-linked glycosylation; dolichol-linked oligosaccharide biosynthetic process. Gene Ontology annotation, molecular function: dolichyl pyrophosphate Glc2Man9GlcNAc2 alpha-1,2-glucosyltransferase activity. The transcript has 2 exons. Gene Ontology annotation, cellular component: endoplasmic reticulum. The record is from RefSeq and is a predicted model, not a curated record.
CACAGCACACUGGUUGGGAAACACUGGCUUAUAUAUAUGUGCUAUACCUGUAUGUAUAUUCAUGCGAGCAACACAUUUAAGUGUGUGACCAACACAGUGGGAACGUAUACCUUGUGUGCAAGUAGGGUGGUUUAUGAUGUAUAAAGCUUGUUUGGAGCAAAUGAUUUUCUGUAUGCAUCUCAAUGAAGCCAGAGACUUAGGUUUCUUAAGCUUUUCUUGUUUAUAUCUGGUGUGGUUUCAUACUUUCCAACUCCUUUAAUCCCUGUAUCUUUUUUCAUUUUGAAGUGGGACCCUAUGAUCACUACAUUACCUGGCUUAUACCUGGUGUCUGUUGGAAUAGUGAAGCCUGCAGCAUGGCUCUUUGGAUGGUCUGGAAGCGUAGUGUGCUCGACAGGAAUGCUCAGGUUUAUUAACCUCCUUUUCAGUGUUGGCAACUUCUACUUGCUGUAUUUGCUUUUGGGCAAGAUCCAUCAGAAAAACAAGGCUGUGUCUGGUUUCCAGAGAAUAUUAUCUACAUUAACUCUUGCAGUAUUUCCUACCCUUUAUUUUUUUACAUUCCUUUAUUAUACAGACACAGGAUCAACAUUUUUUACUCUUUUUUCAUAUUUGAUGUGCCUUUAUGGUAACCAUAAAACUUCAGCCCUGCUUGGGUUUUGUGGCUUUAUGUUUCGUCAGACAAAUAUUGUGUGGACUAUUUUCUGUGGGGGAAGUGUUGUUGCAGAAAGGAUAAAUGAAGCAUGGAAGACUGAAUUGUUGAAAAAGAAAGAAGAAAAGUUUUCAUCUACGAAAGAAUCAUUUUCAGAAAUAAUCAGAAUACUACAGUUCCUUAUAAAGCACAUCACGUCCUUUAAAAACCUUGUUGCACUUGUAGUUUUGAUUUGGCCAUAUAUCCUUUCAGUAAGUGCAUUUUUUACUUUUGUGGUCAUCAAUGGAGGAAUAGUUGUUGGAGACAGGAGUAAUCAUGAAGCCUGCUUGCAUUUCCCUCAGCUGUUCUACUUUUUCUCCUUUACCCUCUUUUUUUCCUUUCCUUACUUAAUAACUCCUUGUAAAAUUGGAAAUUUCCUUCAGUCAUUACGAAAGCACCCAAGGCACUAUGGCAUACUAAUUGCCAUUUCUUUAUUCCUGGUCUGGAAAUUUACCUAUGUUCAUAAGUAUCUGCUUGCAGAUAACAGGCAUUACACAUUCUAUAUAUGGAGAAAAAUCUUUCAAAGACAUGAAUUUGUGAAAUACGUAUUAGUUCCAGUUUACAUAUUUGCUGGGUGGAGUUUUACUGAUUCACUGAAAUCAAAAUCCAUUUUCUGGAACUUAGUAUUUUUUGUAUGUUUGUUUGCUGUCACAGUUCCUCAGAAGCUGUUGGAAUUCCGUUACUUCAUUUUGCCAUUUUUAAUAUAUAGGCUAAAUAUUCCUUUUCCACCUCUUUCUCAGCAGCUUCUUGAGUUUACUUUAUAUGUCAUUGUUAAUGCAGUAACUUUACAUCUCUUUUUGAACAAAACGUUCCAAUGGCCAAAUAGUGAAGAAAUCCAGAGGUUUAUGUGGUGAUUUUGUAUAUCUUUGUAUUCCUAGAAAGAACAAAUUCUAUGCCUUUUCUGCAAUGAAUAGGGUUAAUAGGCCCUGAAAUUAAGUGUGUUUCUCUGUGAUUAUUUUCUUCCUUUGGGGGUGGAGGAAGUGUAAUGUGUUGGAUGCUUAAAUUCUUGCAACUCUAUGUGAGAUUGGAUCUGUUCUUAAUAUGACCAGGUAUUAACCAAAUUUAAGAGGUUCUGGGAUAAAUAAAAACAUCAUCAGGAAAAAUUC